GAAGACUGGAUCCUGUGCGGCGGCGCUUCCCCUCCCCUGGUCCCCGCGCGCUCCGAGGGCCCGUCUUGGUGCUGCGGGGGCCCCGGGAGGUUGAAAACCAAGCAUGGGGAAGAGCUGCAAGGUGGUCGUGUGUGGCCAGGCGUCUGUGGGCAAAACUUCAAUCCUGGAGCAGCUUCUGUAUGGGAACCACGUGGUGGGUUCAGAGAUGAUCGAGACGCAGGAAGACAUCUACGUGGGCUCCAUUGAGACAGACCGAGGGGUGCGAGAGCAGGUGCGUUUCUACGACACCCGAGGGCUCCGAGAUGGGGCCGAACUGCCCCGACACUGCUUCUCUUGCACUGAUGGCUACGUCCUGGUCUACAGCACAGAUAGCAGAGAGUCUUUUCAGCGUGUGGAGCUGCUCAAGAAGGAGACUGACAAAUCCAAGGACAAGAAGGAGGUGUGUGGCAUAGGCUUCUGGUGGGAGCCUCAGUGAUCAGAGAGUUUGGGCAGUGGGCUGGUUUGGGAAGCCUGGCAUGGCUCCAUUCUUCACUCCAAGGUGAGUUAGGAGCUAGAAGUGGGGUGGCUGCAUGUUGAGUCUGCUCAACCAAAGAGGCCUCUUUGUGGCUUAAGGGGUCCCUGACCUGACUUAAUGUAUGAAGCCCCCACUAGUUGUUCUUCUGAUAGUUCUGUGCUUUUAGCUAUGAAAGCCCUUCUUUUUUUUUUU
Molecule: messenger RNA, 706 nt
Organism: Chlorocebus sabaeus (green monkey)
Lineage: Eukaryota; Metazoa; Chordata; Mammalia; Primates; Cercopithecidae
Source: RefSeq, a predicted model, not a curated record